AUGAGCGCGUCUUUAGCGGUGGGAAUGGAAGGAGAUUCAGUGACAGAUAUGACAUCAUCAAAUUCAGCGCCCACAAUCCCCGCCCGUUCUCCCCUCCGUCCCCCCCGCUCCUCCUCCAGACCAGGCGCAGAUCCAGGCGCAGGGUCAGACUCGGACAUGCCCCAAGUCCAAUCCCGCUCCUUCGGCUCCUUCUCCAACCUCCUCGACGCCCUCCACCGCGACUCACACCACUCCGACGAUUCCGCCACCCUCGUCCUCACCCCGCACACGCCUCCUCCCGAAGGAUCAUACGCCGACGAUGAUGAAGGGGAGGACGAGACGCCUACGAUGAAGACGAAGGCCGUUGAGGUGGAGGUGCAGGAGGUGGGGCAAGAGGAGGUAAAGGAAGUGAAGACGAAACAGGUGUCGAAGAGGACGCAUGCGUUGUUGGAGCUGUUGAAUUCGGAGAGGGCGUAUGCGAGCGAUUUGGCGUUGAUUAGGGAUGUCCAUAUUCCGCUUGCGCUUGGCGAAAAAACGCCCUUCCCACUCACCCCGCCUCAAUCCUCCUCAUCCUCCGAGCGGACACUAUCCACGUUCUCCGAUUCGUCCACCGCCGCUUCUUCGAUUCCUCCCACUGGGUCUGCCGCCGCCUCUGGCUCUGGUUCCGGAUCGUCGAGCAAGAUGCCACUCACGCCCAAUCGCCUACCUGCGUCCUCCUCCGCUUCCACCUCCACCUCCACAUCAAAUACAUCAACAUCCACAGCAAUAGGUCACACAGCAACCGGGACAGCAGCAGACCCACCCCCGCCGAUGUCGAAAGAAGACGCGCGGACGAUAUUCUCCAAUAUAGGCGACCUCGCGCUUUUUUCGGAUUUGUUCAGUGAGGAGUUGGAGAGGGCGCUGGGAGGGAUUGUGGAGGGUGGGGAGGGGGUGGAUUAUGUGGGGAGGUUGUUUAUUGAAGUUAUCCCUCAAAUCUCCCCAAUGUACACGCACUACAUAACCCGCCACCCCACCGCCCUCUCCCACCUCUCCCACCUCACAUCCAGUCCCACCUCUUCCCCAACUCUCCUCCCGUACCUCUCCCACACACGCACCCUCGCCCAAUCCCUAACCCACGCCUGGGACCUUCCCUCCCUCCUCAUCAAGCCCGUGCAAAGGUUAUUGAAGUACGCAUUGUUGUUGAGCGCGAUAUUGGUGGAGACGGAGGAUGGACAUCCGGAUAAGGAGAGGUUGAGGGAGGCGAAGGGGAUGAUGGAGAGGGUGGGGUGGGAGGUUAAUGAAGGACGGAGGAGGAGGGAGAUCGUUAGAGAGGUACUUGUCGCGGGGGGGAUUGUUAAGCCUCCCCCUGGUGCCGGAGGAGAGGGCGACGGAGACGGAGGGAAGGAGGGAGAGGGGAAGGAGGGGAAAGGAGCGAAAGAGGGAGGAGGAGGGACGGCGGGAGAGAUGACGGUGGGCGCGGCGAAGAAGCGUGGUGGAGGCGCUGCUAUCGCGCUCGCCGUCGCUGCUGCUCGCUUGAAACCCGGUCCACCCGGUCCUGCAUCCUCUGCCCCCAAAGCACUCGGUGCGAGCCAGAAGGACGAGAACGAAGAGGCGGAGAGGGUGAAGGAGAUGGAGAAAGAGAUGAAAGAGAUAGAGGCGUUUAUUGAGACGUUCGCGAGUGGGGCGGUGGGAUGGGCGAGAGAGUCGAGGGAGAUGAUGGGGAAGUUGAGUGGGUGGGCGAAGGGGUUCGCGAAGGUGCUUGGUAUACCCGUUGCGGAGGUUUCGUCGCCUGAUCCUCCUGCCCCUCCUCCGCCCACAACAAGACACCGGAAACAGUCGAAAGGUGCUGCAGAGCUCGAAGAAGAGCGUGAGCGUGAGAAGGAACGUGAAAAGAGGCGAAGGAGGAGAAGAUCGCCCUCGCCAUUACCAGCGACUCAAGAAGGCGGCUCCGAAGCCCUCGACGCCUUCGUCCGAGUAGUCGACCGCCACCUCAUCGAAUCCUGCACCGACCUCAGCGCCAUCCUCAACCAACAUCUCCUCCCGCAACUCGCCCUCCUCCUCAACACCACAAAGGCACCACACUGCCUCCUACACACGAUGCAUAACCUCGAACCCGCACAUCACGCUUUACUACACCACAACAUCUCCAAAGGCCGUCCGCCCGCCGCGCUCCUCGACGCAUCCACAUCCUACCUCGCACUACGAGCGCAACUAGCCGACGAGCUCCCGCAGUAUUUAGCACUGGUGCAUAAAGGCCUUUUUGGCGCUGUGAGGAGUUGGACGGCGAUACAGGCGCAGUGGUGGGCGGAUGUGAGGUAUAAAUGGAGGGAGUUGUGGGAUUGUUUGAGGGUGGAGGGAGAGAGGAAUGAAGGGUUGGAGAUGACGGAGGGGAUUUGGAGGGAGAGGUGGGUCGAGGCGGAGGCGGCUGUUGAGGCGCUGGGGAUCGUGCAUCCGCCGAGGGUGAUGUUGAAGGCUAGACGGUCGACUACCGCUACUACGGCGAGUAGUAAUGGGGCGAGGAGGAAUGUGAAUGAGGGGGUAAAUGGGAAGGAGAAUGGGAAGGCGGAGAGGGUGGCGGCGAUGUUUGGAUCGUUGGAGUCGACGAUCGUCACUUCGCCCGAUGAAGAGGCCUUCGUCGUCCCUUCUGCCCCUGUUCCGUAUCCUCAACACACCGGCAAAGGACGUCCCAGCCUCCCGUCCUCACUUCCAGACAGCCAGUCGUACGACCCCAGCAGACGCCGAGCACAUACACAGCACACACUUCGUUCGAAAGACUCCGACGAGUCUCUGCGCUCGAUCCGGUCUGCCAAAUCGGGGCAACAGCGCCAAUCGACCUACUCCGGCCAUUCGGGUCAUUCGGCUUUGGACGUGCCGCUCAUGCCCGUGCGAGGUCCUUCGCCUUCGUCGUCGUCAUCUUCGAAGAGGAAGAGUAUGCCGAUGCCACUAAGGAAGGCGGCGUCGCAGGGGAGGAUGUUCAUGGAUGGGUUGUCGAGGAGUCCGAGACCUGAGGAGACUUUCGAGUCGCAGUAUCAUCAUCACGACCAACAACAACCUGAAGACCGAGAACGAGACAGGGAUGACCGAGGACGCCAGAAGAAAGGACACGGGCAACAUCUAGCGAACCUGAUGGACUCGAUGCGACCCGGGGCCGUCAAACGACGCUCAUCCUCCCGGAAAGCACGGCAGCAGAAACUGGACCUGAACUUCGAACUCGACAACGGCGCGGCGGAGUAUAGCCCGCCUCUUUACGAGACGUUCCAUCGCCAGCAGCAGAAUCAGCAGCAGCAGCCGAAGCGGACGACGUCGGUCGCGGCUGCGGUCGAGGGACAUACGCACUCGUACUCGCGCUCGCAGUCGUAUACUUCGCAUCCGUAUGCGAACCCGGACGCGCACGGUCAUGGUGCACGCAGUUCGAGGACGCUGCAGUACGCGUCCCCGCCGGCGUCGUCUGGAAAGCCUGCAGGAUCAAAAUACGCCUCGGCGCGUGCGUUGUAUGCAUGUCGCGUCAUCCAUGCGUGCGAGCCGCCCGAUGGAGUCUCGUACCACGGCCUGCCGUUCUUCAGGCUCGAAUUGGGCGACGUGUUCGAUAUAUUGAAGGAGGCGGGGCAUCCGAGCGUGCAUGAGGAUCUGCCGCUUUAUGUGGAUGAUGGCGACGAUUGUUUGUUGUUGGCGAGGGAGACGAGCGGGACGGGCGAGAUUGGGUGGGUGUUGGCGAGCUUCUUGUAUCCUGUUGAUUGAGUGAGGCGGGUGUGGUGAGGUGAGUGGACGGAAGGUUUUUGCGGUAAUUUUAUUUGGUGCUUUUAUCCCCUUUCUCUGGAUGUGCUUCGGAUAUCCCUCUUUUUUUCUUUUCUCUUUCGGUGGAGAUGUACACAGUUUGAUAUUUUUUCUCGAGUUAUUCUUUGUUGUGCGCGUCAUUCACCAUGUUUCAUGCUCAUGCUCUUGCUCUUAUUGACUUUUUUUCGACUUGCAUAAUGUGUGUGUACGAUCGAUCUCGGUGCUUUGUUCCUCCCCCUAUCUCAUCUCAUCUCAUCUCGCCCCAUUUUCUGCUCAUAACCCAUUCACCUCAGCAAUCAUAUUCCCUUUCUGCAGCUGCUUGUCUUUCUUGGAGGCCCGGAGACCCGGAACCCGAACCCUACUUCGCAUCACAUUCCUGAGCUCGCUCGCUUGCCUACUGACUUGCUCUUUUCGCUAUACGUAUAAUAAUCGUCGUCUCGUCUCGUCUCGUGUUGUCUGGCUUACCUGCUUGUUCUGCUUCGGAGAGGACUCCAGUCUCGGUUCGGUUUACGGUUUACGGUUUGUUCAAGGACUCGGUACUAGCGCAAUAGUAAGUAGAUGCCUUUCGGGUCACCACCAUGACGUUCUCCGUUUUUGUUCUCAAUUGACAGUGAUCGGAUCACUUCGAGCUGUUGCUGUCGAUUUAUCACGGUAGACCCCAGAGUUCAGAGAUGUAUGUUGCAUGCGUUUUUGUGAGCGCGUUGCUAUCCAUUUGCACUUUGUCUUGUCACACCAUGCAUGAAU
Molecule: messenger RNA, 4476 nt
Organism: Stereum hirsutum FP-91666 SS1
Lineage: Eukaryota; Fungi; Basidiomycota; Agaricomycetes; Russulales; Stereaceae
Exons: 4
Coding region: 1-3696 (1231 amino acids)
Molecular function (GO): guanyl-nucleotide exchange factor activity
Source: RefSeq, a predicted model, not a curated record